AUGGCCGUGAACAUUUCGACUGGGGUGAUGAACUCACUCCUGGUGAAGCUGGAAGAGGUGUGUCGAUACGACUUGAAAGAGAUCCAAUUUUCUACCGAAUUUGAUUUCAAGAACAAUAUAUGGCACUUGAAAGAGGAAUUGAGCUGCAUGAAUGCUCUACUACAGAAGCUGCCUAACAUGGAGGCUCUGAAUAUUCAGAAGAGGGAGCUGAGGAACAAGGUACGUGAGCUAGCCUACUUUGUUGAGGACAGAAUUGACAGGUUCAUGCACAGUUUUGGCACUGUAGCUGACAAGGCCACCUUGCUCACUGACACGAUGGAUCUGAUGCUCCCUAUCUUGUUUGAAAAAAUUCACGAAAUCAAGGAUUAUGUUGUCGAGGAAGUCAGAAGAGUAGAGAGUAUAUACAAUCUCGACGAGUCUAUUAGCUCUAACCCGAGGCAGAUAGAAAUCGAUGAUAUUUCACCUGUCCUGUGUGGAAAGGCAAAUAGGCUCGUCGGUAUCAAUGUCCCAUGUGAGGUGAUUACACAGUUGUUAAUGGAGGAUAUGGAAGGAGAGUCAGUACAGCAUCCUAAGGUGGUCUCUAUUGUGGGAUUUGGGGGUCUUGGUAAAACAACGUUGGCCAGCCAGGUCUACAAGAAAAUUCAUAGCAGAUUUGAGUGCGCGGUGUUUGUGUUUGCAUCACGAAACCGUAGCACGUCAAUGAUUUUAAAUGACAUUCUUUCGCAACUCAGAUAUGACGGAUCGGCCGAUGGCAUAAAAAGUCUCAUCAAUGCAACCAGAGAAAAACUCUCUUGCAAGAGGUUCCUAGUUGUAAUUGAUGACAUAGCAAGCAUAGAAACAUGGAACAGUAUUAGUGGUGCAUUUGUCGAAACGUGGAACAGCGGAAGCAGAAUUAUUACAACUACACGAAGAAAGGAUGUAGCUAAUGCCUGCUGCUCUAGCUUCCAUGGCAUUGUCUAUAAGAUGAAACCACUAGGUUGGACGGACUCCAGAAGCUUAUUUUUCAGAAGAAUAUAUGGGUCAGAUAACUACAGCCCUGAACUUGAAGAACUCAUAAUUGCUAUUGAUAUUUUAAAGAAAUGUGGAGGAGUUCCAUUGGCUGUAGUUGUCAUAGCUAGUCUUUUGGCUAGUCAAGAAGAAGUUAACAAACUGGAUAAUUGGUUGAAGAUAAAAUACUCUAUGGGGUUUGAACUGGAAAGAAAUCCUAACUCUAAAUGGAUGAAGCAUAUCCUUAAACUUAGCUACAAUAAUUUAUCUUCGGAUCUGAAGACGUGCUUUCUAUAUCUUCAUAUGUAUCCUGAAAACUAUGACAUCAUGAAGAAAGACUCGAUGAGACAAUGGAUAGCAGAAGGAUUUAUUACCCAAAAAGAUAACCGAGACUUAGAAGAUAUUGCUGAGAGCUACUUCAGUGACCUCAUAAAUAGAAGCCUGAUAAAGCCAGCUCAGUUUAAGCAUGGUGAGGUUGUCUCCUGUCGUGUUGUGCACAAUUUGUUUCUUGAUCUUAUUGUUGAGAAGUCCACGGAGGAAAACUUUGUGACUUUUCCUGAUACAAGUGGGGAACUGCGAUAUUUGCAAGUGGUUGACAUAAAAUGCAGCGGUGAUCUCGUACUCAUCGGUGGGUUUCUGAGUGAUGCUUGUUUACCAUCAUUGCGGCAUCUGAGAACUCCAUGGAAUGCAGAGCUCGGCAGGGGGAUUAACAGGCUGACCUCUAUACGUACACUUGAAGAAAUUAACUUCUGCAAUUGUUCUGUUGAAAACAUCCGACAUCUUGGGAUGCUGACCAAUCUAAGGACGCUUGGUGUCAUCUACAAUCGCCGUCGAGGCAACGAUGAAGAUGACCAGACAGAUAUGCUGGUUUCCUCCUCCGCAAUUCCUUCAGAAGUUUCACCCUCACAUGAUAUUCUUCUUCAGGGUUCCAUACUGGAUACAAUAGGUUGA
Molecule: messenger RNA, 1938 nt
Organism: Oryza sativa Japonica Group (Japanese rice)
Lineage: Eukaryota; Viridiplantae; Streptophyta; Magnoliopsida; Poales; Poaceae
Product: disease resistance protein RGA5
Biological process (GO): defense response to other organism
Molecular function (GO): ADP binding
Source: RefSeq, a predicted model, not a curated record